AUGUCGGGGCCGAUCGACUGGCACUCUAACCCUCGUCCCUCCCGCCCUGCGUGGGCUGUCUCCCUCUCCGCUCGCGGCGAUGCUCAUCGCGCCCAGGCCGAGAGCCGCUCUCGCUCUCUCUCCAAGGUUGUCGCGUGGCUCGCCACCGACCCUCCCCUCCCUGGCCGCUACGGCGCUAUCGCUCCCCCUCGCCCUACCUCGGAGAACCCUCCCGUUGCCACCCAAGACCUUGCCACCCGCGAGCCCAACACGCGCUACAUCUACCGCUCCUCUGUCAUCACGCCCUAUGCCCCCAACCCCCUCUACCCCGACACGCCCUUUGCGCCCGGCGAGAGGGACCGCGUCAAUGGCCAGCACCAGCGCUGGGUCGGCGCCGACACCAAGCUGAACGGCAAGACUGUGUGGCCGUACAACAACCUCGACCUGAUGCCCUUUGGCGGCGGCGGCGGGUCGCCCCCCCCCACUCCUUCGCCUGAGCCUCAGACGCCCAACGGUUCGCCCAACCCCCGCUCUGCCGGGCCCAAGACCUUCAGCGCCUCGUCUGGCUCUAACAACGCCUCGUUCGGCCCCUCGGACUCGUCUCGUCCCGGUUCCUUGUCCCAGCGUGGCCCUUCCGACUUCUCUUCCGGCCCUUCGGACUCCCUUUCCCCCCGCCCCGAUUCGGGCAAGGGCAAGGGCAAGGCGCACGACACUGCGUGUCCGAAGCUGCCACUCAACCCUACUUCCAAGAUCAUGCAGCUCCGCCCCCUGCACGUGCACUUCACCUCUCCCAUGCGCUUCCAGCCCAUCCCCACUCCCCACCCGGACGCGUACUGGGUCGGCACUGUUGCCUCUACCGGCGUCAUGGUCUGUCCUAACGAGCACUUGACCGAGACUGCGUGGCGCUCCCUCGGGCGCCUCGAGUCCGCGCACCGUAUGUACUAUGCCGUCCAGAACUCCUUCCCCGCGCCCGGCGACUCUCCCUGCUGCUUCCCCGGUACUCAAGCCUACCGCGCCCGCGCCAACUCUACCACUUCCUCUAGCUCCAACGGCAGCGGCUCCGCGCUCGGCACUCGCGCCGCGAUCACGACGCACGCGCGCGAGUUCAACGCCAACACCCUCUUCCCGGCGACGAUGCAGCACCGCCUCCUCCGCGACGACUAUGGGCUGCUCUACCUCCUCUCGCACUGGGACGUUGCGAUUCUCGAGCAGUGGAUCGUCGAGAAUGCGCGCAAGUGUGGGCUCAAGCGCUGGGCCAAGCGCCAGAACCGCCGUCUCCGCCACGGCCACUGGUGGCACUGGAACCUCCGUGCCCGCUCGCCGAGCACUGGCUCCGAGUCGUCCACUGGCUCCGCUAGCUCCGCCCCAUCCGUCGGCAGCCCCUUCGGCGCCAUUGGCGACCGCCCCGCUCAGUCUGUCGGGUGCCCCUUCGGGGCCAUCGGGGAACGUCCCCCCCAGACUGUGGUCGCCACCGCGACCCGCACCAUGACCAACACCGCUGGCGGUGACGGCGUGGCGGGUCCCAGCACUGCGACCAACGCGGCGGGCGGCAACGGCGUCGCGGGUCCCAGCACCCAGCGCCUGCCCCCCGCCCCGCCACUGCCGAGGCGGCGGAGCCCACUCAGCCUGCCCAGCGCCCCGCCCCGCGCUUCGCCACCACCCCCAUCGGUGGCAUUACCUUCCGCACCAUCAACGGCCGCCAGAGCUGGAGCGGCUACCACUCGGCGCCCUAAGCGCCUACACAUCCCAAGAUCCACCACCACCACUCUCCGUCACUCCCAUCUCGCCAUAGAAUCAGUCGCCAUCUCGACUCCAUAUACCUCAACCAGAAAACACACAAAAAAAAAAAAAAAAAAAAAUCCGCGCUGUGCUAGACUCGCUCCGCCUCGCCUCGUCUCCGUUUGCUUCUUGUACAUUAUGACGAUUCGGAUAGUGAUAUGUAGGAUAGACAUUUACUGA
Messenger RNA from Trichosporon asahii var. asahii CBS 2479, 1938 nucleotides. RefSeq lists its product as uncharacterized. The transcript has a single exon. The record is from RefSeq and is a predicted model, not a curated record. The coding region runs from base 1 to 1938 and encodes 645 amino acids. NCBI's taxonomy places the organism in Eukaryota, Fungi, Basidiomycota, Tremellomycetes, Trichosporonales, Trichosporonaceae.